AUGUCUGUCGUACUGGAGCUUCCCCGAGAAUAUGGCUACGUCCUCGCCGUCGCCGCCUCGUCCCUCUUCAUCAACACCUACCACUUCCUGCUGACGGCGAAAGCCCGCGGCGCCAGCGGCAUCACCUACCCGACCCCUUACGCGUCGCAGGAGCAGGCCGACAAAAACCCCAAGGCCUACGCCUUCAACGUCGCCCAGCGCGCCCACUCCAACUACACCGAGAACCAGGCCCCGUUCCUGACCGCGCUGCUGAUUGCGGGCCUGCGCUUCCCGACCCCGAGCGCCUGGCUCGGCGGCGUAUGGGUCGCCGCCCGCGUCUGGUACGCCGCCGGCUACACCUCGAUGGGUCCGCCCGGGCGCGUCGGCGGCUUCGUCACCUCGGCGGCGAUCGAUUUUGCGCUCAAGGUCAUGGCUGUUGUCACGGGCUAUAAGCUGGCGCAGGGCCUGUAA
Messenger RNA from Anthostomella pinea, 450 nucleotides. NCBI's taxonomy places the organism in Eukaryota, Fungi, Ascomycota, Sordariomycetes, Xylariales, Xylariaceae. The record is from the annotation of a GenBank genome assembly.